Syngnathoides biaculeatus (alligator pipefish) is the source of this 1830-nucleotide messenger RNA. RefSeq names its product ubiquitin domain containing 2 (gene ubtd2). Bases 882 to 1538 code for a protein of 218 amino acids. The record is from RefSeq and is a predicted model, not a curated record. The transcript is spliced from 3 exons. Lineage: Eukaryota; Metazoa; Chordata; Actinopteri; Syngnathiformes; Syngnathidae. Gene Ontology annotation, molecular function: protein binding.
GAGGGGGCCGGGGCAGCUCGGCCGGGAACGUUUCGAUCGGGUUCGUCUCGUUCGUCGGUUCGCCAACUCGAGGGGGGGGGAGGUCCGGACAGAACAUGGCAAAGUGCGGAAAGAUUUGCAAACGCUGGACCGACGCGGUUGUCCGCCUUUGUUCGCGUAGCAUGGGAAGCUAGUUAGCAUGCUAAUUAGCAUGCUAGUCAGCUGCUAGCACGUUUUAUUUUUAUUAUUAUUAUUUUUUUUAAUCACUCAUUUUACAAGAUUACAAGUGUUUUGAAUUUAACGACUUUCAAAGACUUAAGUGCGGUGGUGGGAAGUAACCGGCAUAAAAUUUUGUACUUCGGAACUACCAUAAAAAUUAUUCACAGUCGUAUUUCUUUUUUUUUUCUUUUUUUUUUUUUUAAAACGACGUUUUACUUGCUUUGGCUACAUUUGGCAGCUCAUCUGUAUUUUCUCCUCCUGUAUUUGUUCAGAUAGGCCCAGUUACUUUAUCAACUCAUACAAUAAUUAGAACCCUGGUUAGAAACUCAAAUUUUAAAAGUAAACUGACUUGAAACUUGAAUAAUUUUGACAGCUGCACAUGUUAGACAUGUAAUUGAUUAGGAAAUGAAGUAAUUUUGGAGAAAGCCCAAAUGUAAAGAAUUGAACCCUCCACAAGAGUACAUAUUUUCAAUUUCUCGUCUUCCAUGAAAGGAUCAAUCAAAAGCUUUUAUAGUGAUUAUGUAUCUGUGCAUCCGACAAGAUGAUGAGAAAAGCAAGAUAAAUACAAUCGAAUAAAAAUUCUCAGAUGAAAUAUUUACAAUCAAGGCACCAUGAUUGCUAAAAAGAACUAAAAAAAAAAAAAAUGUCUACAGUCUUCUUGGCCAUAUUCUUGCACUGUGGCCAUGGGGCGGAACCAGCCCCUCAGGCGCGAGCGACCCAAAUGGAAAAGCGACUACCCCAUGACGGAGGGCCAGCUGCGCAGCAAGCGCGACGAGUUCUGGGACACGGCGCCGGCGUUCGAGGGCCGCGAGGAGAUCUGGGACGCGCUGAGGGCGGCCGCCGGGGCCUUCGAGAGCCGCGACCACCCGUUGGCCCAGGCCAUCCUGGACGGCGCCAGCAUCACGCUGCCUCACGGCGCGCUGAGCGAAUGCUACGACGAGCUGGGCAACCGCUACCAGCUGCCGGUCUACUGCCUGGCGCCGCCCGUCAACAUGAUCGAGGAACGCUCCGACGAGCCCGACGGCUCGGACCGGGACUCGUGCAGCGGCACUGACGCGACCGAGGGCGACGGCGGCGAGCGGCAGCUGCGUCUGCGCCUCUCCACUGGCCGCGACCUGCGCCUGCGGGCGCGCUCGUCCGACACGGUCGGCGCCAUGAAGCGGCGCCUCCACGGCCAGGAGGGCGUGCCCGCCGCCGCCCAGCGCUGGUUCUUCUCGGGACGCCCGCUCGCCGACCGGCUGCGGCUGGAGCAGAUGAACGUCUCGCGGGAUUACGUGGUCCAGGUCAUCAUCAGCCAACCCCCUGAAACGCGGCCGGAACCCGCGCCCGUCGACGCUUAAGAAAAGCCACGAAGGGGGCGACGUGUUGUUUCGGUGGCCGCUACGGAAUCCGCAACAACAACAAAAACAAAUGCUUUCGGUUGCCGUGACGACGCGCUUGCGGCUAGCUCCUCAUGCUAACGUCGAGGACAAACCAAAAAAGAUGCUGGAUUAGCAUCACAACGUAAUCGUGCUUUUGUGUGUGUGUGUGUGUGUGUGUGUGUGAGUAGUCCACAUGCCGGAAGUGGAAAAUUGAUCGCGACAUAUUUUGAUUUGAGAAUCCAUUUUUUAAAUUAAAAACAAGCUUCCUUUG